AUGACAGAAAGAAGCAAUGAUGAAACAAGAAGUUAUUUUUCAUGGAAUUUGGAGAUGGAACGUGUGUUAGCUGAAGUAUUAAGAGAUCAAAGAAACAUGGGCAAUAAGAGUGACGGAGCUUGGAAAAGAGUUGCAUAUAAUGCUGCAGCUGUAGUGUUAUCCAACAACUUCAAAGUCCAAGUCACUUGGGAGAAUGUUAAAAAUCGAAUCAAACUUUGGAGAUCAUGGUAUGGAGUUGUAAGUGACAUCCUUGGUCAGAGUGGAUUUGAUUGGGAUGGAACCAAACACAUGAUUACAGUUGGUGAUGAAAAUGUAUGGAAUGAAUAUGUCACUUCGCAUAAGGAGGCUAGACAUUUUCGAUUCAAAGCAAUUCCAAAUUGGGAUGAUAUAGUGGAUUUAUGUGCUAAAGAUAGAGAUACUGGUCAUGGAGCUGAAACUACUAUGGAUGCUGAUGAAGUCACGAGUAAAGAGGUAACUGAAGUAAAUUUUGUGGGUUUGGAGGACUUGAAUGCUAUUAUAGAUUUGGAGGAACCAAACUCUAACUUAAAAAGAAAAGCACAAUCUUACUUCAAGUUCUACUAG
Molecule: messenger RNA, 582 nt
Organism: Vigna unguiculata (cowpea)
Lineage: Eukaryota; Viridiplantae; Streptophyta; Magnoliopsida; Fabales; Fabaceae
Source: RefSeq, a predicted model, not a curated record